AUGAGAUCUCAGCUUCUCAGCGCCGCUGUGCGCGCCAAGGGUGCCUCAAGGGUGGCCUUCAACAGGAGCUUUGCUUCGUCGGCACGAAGACGAGCGAACAUGGUGAAGCUUACCAUCGAUGGAAAAGAGGUCGAAAUUGAGGCCGGAUCUGCUUUGAUUCAGGCUUGCGAGAAGGCGGGUGUUACGAUACCACGAUAUUGCUACCAUGAAAAACUCCUCAUCGCCGGAAACUGUCGUAUGUGCCUUGUCGAGGUCGAAAGAGCCCCCAAACCAGUAGCGUCAUGUGCAUGGCCUGUACAGCCAGGUAUGGUCGUGAAGACAAACUCGCCACUUACACACAAAGCAAGAGAAGGUGUGAUGGAAUUCCUACUGGCGAACCACCCUCUCGAUUGCCCUAUUUGCGAUCAAGGUGGCCAAUGCGAUUUACAAGAUCAGUCGAUGCGAUACGGUGGCGAUCGAGGCCGGUAUCACGAGGUUACUGGUAAACGAGCUGUCGAGGAUAAGAAUAUCGGUCCCUUGAUCAAGACUUCAAUGAACAGAUGCAUUCACUGCACAAGAUGUAUCCGAUUUGCGAAUGAGAUAGCUGGCGCGCCAGAACUUGGUUCUACUGGACGAGGAAACAACCUGGAAAUCGGUACUUAUCUCGAGCGCAACCUCGAUACUGAGCUUUCAGGCUGUGUGGCUGAUCUAUGUCCUGUUGGUGCUCUGGUACCUAAGCCAGGUGCUUUCAGCUUCAGACCCUGGGAAUUGGUCAAGACUGAGUCUAUUGACGUAUUGAACGGCAUGGGCUCGAAUAUCCGUGUGGAUGCCAGAGGCUUGGAAGUCAAGAGAAUUAUACCUAGACUCAACGAUGAUGUGAAUGAAGAAUGGAUCGAUGACAAGACCAGGUUUGCGAUGGAUGGCCUCAAGACACAACGUUUGACUACCCCUCUCAUCCGAAAGAAUGACCAAUUCCAGCCAGCGACGUGGGAACAGGCACUUGUUGAACUAGGAAACAAAUACAAAGAGCUCAAGGUUGGCGAGAACGAAAUACAGUUUGUCGCUGGCCACCUGAUGGAUACUGAAGCUCUCGUUGCCGCUAAAGAUCUUGCUAAUAACCUCAACUCGGAGAAUCUAGCACUUGACCAACCUGGUGGAUACAAGCCUAUCGCUCAUGGUGUCGACGUUCGAAACAACUACGCUUUCAAUACUAGAAUAUGGGGUAUCGAAGAGGCUGAUGCUCUCCUGAUCAUUGGUAGCAAUCCAAGGUGGGAAGCUGCUGUUCUCAAUGCCCGUAUCAGAAAGCAGUGGAUGAGAUCGCCACUCAAGGUUGGUUUCAUUGGCGAGGAUUUCGAAAGCACGUUCCAGUAUACCAAGCUGGGGGAGAACGCCAACGACGUCAAGAAGGCUCUUUCUGGAGAAUUUGGCAAGGUGCUCGCUGAGGCAAAGAACCCAAUGAUUCUUAUCGGAAGUGGUGUUACGGAACACGCAGAUGCCAAAGCUAUUUACGAGACCGUCGGUGCCUUCGUCGACAAGAAUGCCAACUUUAACACUCAGGACUGGAAAGGCUUCAACGUCUUACAGCGAGCUGCUUCGAGGACAGGCGCCUACGAGAUCGGCUUCACCGUACCGUCCAAGAAAGUCGCAGAGACCAAACCAAAGAUCGUCUGGCUUCUUGGUGCUGACGAGAUCGAUGAUAGGGACAUCCCUCGCGACGCUUUCGUCGUCUAUCAAGGCCACCACGGUGAGAAGGGAGCUCAACUGGCUGAUCUCAUCUUGCCAGGUUGCACAUACACCGAGAAGAGCGGCACAUACGUCAACACUGAAGGCCGAGUACAACUGACUAGACAAGCUGUGUCACUACCUGGUGGUUCUCGACCGGACUGGAAGAUCCUUCGAGCAGCAUCCGAGUAUCUCGGUGCACCACUACCAUACGAUGACAUCGAAGCUCUCCGCGAUCGAUGUGAGGAGAUCUCGCCUGCUCUCCGAAGAUACGAUAGCCUAGAGCACCAGUCUAUGGGCGCCCUGGGCAAGGUUCAGCUUGUGGACCAGAACAAGGGUUCGAAGAUUACAGGAACACUGCUGGAGAACCCGAUCAAAGACUUCUACUUGACUGAUGUGAUUUCCCGAAGUUCCGCAACAAUGGCGCGAUGCUCAGCUGUCAAGAAGGCUGGACCAUUUGCUCAUCCAGAGACAAACUUUAUGGCACCAGGUGAUCCUAAGCCACAAGUUAGUUACGGCUAA
Molecule: messenger RNA, 2223 nt
Organism: Lithohypha guttulata
Lineage: Eukaryota; Fungi; Ascomycota; Eurotiomycetes; Chaetothyriales; Trichomeriaceae
Gene: NdufS1
Product: ndufs1 NADH-ubiquinone oxidoreductase subunit
Exons: 4
Coding region: 1-2223 (740 amino acids)
Biological process (GO): ATP synthesis coupled electron transport; cellular respiration
Cellular component (GO): membrane
Molecular function (GO): NADH dehydrogenase (ubiquinone) activity; iron-sulfur cluster binding
Source: RefSeq, a predicted model, not a curated record